AUGAAUAUUUGGUAUGAAGGAAGCAUUUCAGAUGAAAUUACAAAGGCUUUUACUGAGAAUAAAAUAAUUGUUAUUGUUGCCAUUGAUGAUAGAGAAGAAUCUCUUUUACUCAAAAACCUAAUUGAGAAUAAUUUAUCCACAAUAUUUACUACCAGUUGUUCUGGUAUUUUGAUAAAAGAAAAUUCAGAAAAUAUAAAUUUUUUUAAACAAUUAUACAAAAACGAAAUUCAUUUUCCUUCAUUAUUUUUAUUUAACAAAAAUGGACUAACUACUGUAUUAACUGAUGAAAAAUUGACAGUCCCUGAAAUCACAUCAUCUAUUAUUCAAUGCACAUUAGUCAGUUUACCGUCUCCACAAGACCAACCACAAAACCAAUCAGACAACAGCAAAAAAGAAAACACACUAACAAAACCUUUGUCAACUGAAGUCUCUCUCCUAGAAGAAACCCCAGAUUCAGAAGAUAUCCUCCAACAAAGGAGAAAAGAAAGUCAAGAAUUGGAACAUGAAGAAAAACUCCGAAGAGAAAAAAAUCGUCAGUUAUUAGAAGAAAAACGUAAAAGAGAAGAAAUUAAACAGAGAAAUGAAGAAAUAGAAUUAAAAUUACAAGAACUUAGUGAUAAAAAAUAUGCAGAAAGAGUCACUUUAGAAAUCCUUGCUGAAAAAGAGCAACAAAAACAGAAAGUUAAAGAAGAAGAGUUAAGAAUUAAAGAAAUUGAAGAGAAAAAAAGACAAGAAGAGUUAGAACGAAAAAAUGAGAUGAAAAAAUUUGUCCAAGUUGCUUUCAGACUUCCAAGUAGUGAAACAAUUAAACAACCUUUUGAAAAAACAGAUACUAUAGCAGACUGUUUUGCUUUUCUUGAAACAAAAGGUUACAAGAAAAGAGAAAUUGAAUUAUUAAACUCAUUAAAAAGAACUCCCUUAAAUGAUGAAAAACUUAAGAUGGAAAUAUUUUAUCCAUCUAUUGUUAUCCAUGUAGUGAAAAAGAAAGAUUUAGGAGUUGUUAAAAAAGCAGAAAAUAAAUCAUCCAAACCAAGUGAUAGAAUAAUUGAACAAGACCAAGAACGUCAACAAAGAAAUGGGUAUCAAGCCUUAGAUCAACAAGAAAACCCACAAGAAAAUGUACCAAAAAAUAAAUUUCUACGUUUCAUGAAGGGAUUUUUAACAAGAAAAUAA
Molecule: messenger RNA, 1173 nt
Organism: Entamoeba dispar SAW760
Lineage: Eukaryota; Evosea; Mastigamoebida; Endamoebidae
Exons: 3
Coding region: 1-1173 (390 amino acids)
Molecular function (GO): protein binding
Source: RefSeq, a predicted model, not a curated record